Orussus abietinus is the source of this 8278-nucleotide messenger RNA. RefSeq names its product innexin inx2 (gene Inx2). The transcript has a single exon. Gene Ontology annotation, cellular component: gap junction; plasma membrane. The record is from RefSeq and is a predicted model, not a curated record. Gene Ontology annotation, biological process: phototransduction. Bases 479 to 1555 code for a protein of 358 amino acids. NCBI's taxonomy places the organism in Eukaryota, Metazoa, Arthropoda, Insecta, Hymenoptera, Orussidae. Gene Ontology annotation, molecular function: gap junction channel activity.
UGAGCGCUCGCGACCGAGUGAGGAGAGAUUCGCAGGGGAUCCUACGUGGCCAGGCAGGAGUGAGUGAGUUGAGUCCCGCGGGAUCAGCGUCCAAAGAGAAGCGACGAGUGCGGGUCGCGAGGUGUCGUUCUCCGCGGGAGGAAAGGGUUGGAAAACGGAGCGGGUGCGCGGAGGACGUCGAUGAGUGGCAAGACCGGUAAGCGAAGCUAACCGAGCGCGAGGACGCGCCGGGUGCGAGAGCGAGAGAGAGAGAACGAGCGCGGGGCGCUUGGAAGCGAGGGAGACGGAGAGAGAGAGACGCGUGGCGGCGAGCCGAUGCGGGCACCCGGUGGCGCGAGCUAGACGCGAGCGAGCGGCCCAGGGGAAAGCGGGAGCGCCCGGAGGACUCAACGAGGGGCCAGGCGGCGCGCGGACGGCACGACGAGAGGAAGAGAGCGAGAGGAGAGCGCCAAGGGACAAGCUCCGGUAAUCGGCAGCCAUGUUCGACGUGUUCGGGUCCGUGAAGGGCCUGCUGAAGCUCGAUUCGGUAUGCAUCGACAACAACGUAUUCCGGUUGCACUACAAGGCGACCGUGAUAAUCCUGAUAGCGUUCAGCCUGCUGGUGACCUCGAGGCAAUACAUCGGCGACCCGAUCGACUGCAUCGUAGACGAGAUCCCGCUACACGUGAUGGACACCUACUGCUGGAUCUACUCGACCUUCACGAUCCCGAACCGGAUGGGCAUCGUCGGUAAAGACGUGGUGCAGCCAGGGGUGGCGGCGCACGUCGAGGGGGAGGACGAGAUCAAGUACCACAAGUACUACCAAUGGGUCUGCUUCACCCUGUUCUUCCAGGCGAUCCUGUUCUACGUGCCCAGGUACCUGUGGAAGUCCUGGGAGGGCGGCCGCAUAAAGAUGCUCGUCCUCGACUUGAACUGCCCGGUUGUCAACGACGACUGCAAGAUCGAGCGGAAGAAGCUCCUCGUCGACUACUUCGUCACGAACCUGCACACCCAGAACUUCUACGCCUUCCGGUUCUUCCUCUGCGAGAUCCUCAACUUCGUCAACGUGGUAGGCCAGAUUUACUUCAUGGACUUCUUCCUGGACGGCGAGUUCACGACCUACGGCUCAGAGGUGGUCAGCUUCACCGAGAUGGAGCCCGAGGAGCGCGUCGACCCCAUGUCCAGAGUCUUUCCUAAGGUGACCAAGUGCACCUUCCACAAGUACGGUGCCUCCGGGACCGUUCAGAAGUUCGACGGGCUCUGCGUGCUCCCGCUGAACAUCGUCAACGAGAAGAUCUACGUCUUCCUUUGGUUCUGGUUUAUCCUGCUGGCCGUCCUGAGCGGCCUGAGCCUGGCCUACCGGGCGGCCGUGGUGGCGGGCUCGAAGCUGCGACUCGUCCUCCUCAGGGCCAGGUCGCGCCUUUCGCCUCACGAGCAGAUCGAGACCAUCUCCCGCAACUGCCAGAUAGGCGACUGGUUCGUCCUCUAUCAGCUCGGCAAGAACAUCGACCCCCUCGUCUACAAGGAGCUCGUGGCCGACCUCGCCAAGAAGCUCGAGGGCAAGGAGGACGUCUAGGAAUCCGAGUCUCGAAGACGACGCGCGCCCUCUUCGGGGCGAGGCGCGCGACCAACGGAAGAGUUUCUGCGGUCACUGAUCGGUCGACGGGAUAGCUCGACGUCGAUGGGCUUCCGUCCGGGAACAACCUAGAACCCUUCCGAAGAAGGGAUCGCUUUUUUCGACCAUCGCGAACCGCAGUCCCUGCGGGGUCCCCCGGGACCCUAUGGACCUCCAUGGGAUCCCCAUGGGACGUUUUCGAACGUCUUCGGACGGACGACGUGUGUACCACGCAUCCUGGAAGACCUCGUCGAGCACAGACUCCGCUCUGCGCGGGACUAUUUUCCGAAACGACGCAUCCACGUUUAAUCGCCGAUAAUGGAGCGAGAUAGCGAGAAUCGGACCAUCCACGAGGGGGAUCGACGAGUUCCCUCGGGUUCUACGCGUUGGGUUGGGGUAGGCUGGUGUUUGGUUUUCGGGAAUCGAUAUCCUUGUCGGGUCGCCCGUAAACGCGUCUCUGGGGCCGGACAAAGGAACGCGCGGGAUUCGAGUCUCUUCAAGGUGCUAAAGAUGCGACUACGUCGAGGUUAGGUGAAAUACCCUUUCUUUGUUCGAAUGGGGAGAAACGGUGGGAUUUGUCGCUGCCUUUGAGAUUAACUUCGGUAUUCAAGGAAUAUGCGGUGGCGGAGUUAUUGAGGAUAUAAACGCGUCUCGGGCUGGCGAACUGGCAGCCGCCAUCUUGGAAAUUUCUGGUUCUUGCUGCGAUUUAAGAAUCAUGGGAAUGAUACCUCCUUUCAUGGUCGAUCCGGAGGAUCUUUGGACCGCGUUCGGUCUCAGGGUGACCCGAUAGCGAUUUCGUCGAGAAACUAAAUUACUGUUAGUGUAUUGUAUAUACGGCGAGUUUCCAUGAACGCCGACGUAAGCAGCGAUGCGUCGCAGGUGCGCGGAACGCCGUCUGAGAAAGCCAUCCCGUGGGAUCGACCAGGGUCCGCGCUGGUCCCGUCCAGGUCCCAUGUGUCGAGUUGAGGCGUUAAUUCGUGCGAAAUUUUUUAAUUGUUCAAAUUUUUUGAAUCGUUCGAAUCGUUCAAAUAUUUUGAAUCGUUCGAAUCGUUCGAAUCGUGGAAAUCGGGGAAAUCGUUUGAAUCAUUCGAAUAAAUCGCAAGAAUCUAGGCCUGGACUCGUGUAGAUCCAGUAGCGACAACGACUUCGACGACGGGCCCCGCGGAUCCCCAGGUCCGCGGCCCCGAGGUCUCGUAGACUAACCGUGUGAUAAAACGGGGGACGGCGUCCUUUCUCUUACCUUUCUCUGCGUAUCUCACCUUUUCUCUCGGCCCCUCUCCUGGGCUCCUGGUGGGAAGGUGAUGUGAAACCCUGAAGACCGGUCGAUUCGGAGAAAGAUUUUUUUAAGGGCGUAUCACCGAACUGACUGAAAUUUUAAUACGUACGUCAGGAAUGUCUCGAUGCUUUCGAAAUUAUUAAAAAAAUAAUAAUUUGUUGGUUUGGCCGGAUUUUCUCUAAAGUAAAAUUUUGAAAGUCGAGACAUUAACUAGGAGCAUGUAAACUUUGUGCUGGAAUUUCAGCCAGGGCGAUGGAAGCGAUUGGUUUCAGGGUUUCACAUCGCCUUAAGGGCGAUUCUAACAUAUCUGUGAAAUAUCUGUGCUACAUUUGUGCAUUAUUUAGUAUCGUACGUUUUUGGAUAUCGAGAUAGAGAGAAAAAUAUGGAAUUCAUUUGAUUUUCUGCAGUAAUACGUCGGUGUUACGUCGUGUCCGUUCAGAUGUGUCAGUGCUCGUACCGUACCGUCCGUUCAGUGAAAACGUCGGUUGAAAUCACCGUCCGAGCACUGACAUUAACACGGACGUUUGGAUGUGAAUUCGGAAACGUAUAGAUUCCGGAUAUAUAUUUAGGAAAGCGAUAUCUCUGUCUGCUCUGCAUGGGUACAGUAUGGAUAAGUUUGAAUCUGCCAUUACCCCCAAGGACGCCAUCGCCGCCAUCUUGCAAAUGGCCUUCGGAGGUCUUCUUAGGGCCUCGAGACCCUCGACGGUCCUUUGUGGGUCCUGGUCCUCUCCCAGGGGUCCUUACGACAAUAAUGUUCUUCGAAGAACUCGGCUGACGAUUUUUGACCCCUCCCCCUCAGUAGACUGCCCGGACCACCUACAUAGCCUGGUUUUCAUUUAACCGGCUUAGGAAUUUUUGUACAGUUAUUAAAUUACAGGCGCGUUUCUAACGGCAAAAAAGACAUUCGUCGCCUCUGCGAUAGUGGAUUUAUGUGGUAUUAAAUUCCUGCAAUCAUCGAUUUACGAGCAAUGAUCUUUUUGUAUUCAUAUUGAAUUUUUUUCUCACGGCGCGUCUUCGUCGCCAUCUUGAAUCCGCGCGUCCUUUGUGAUCCCUUUUGGGCCUCCUCGCUGGCUCUCGGUAAAUACCCUCGAAAAUUCAUUCGUCGAAUACGUGGCCUCUCCAGAAUGUCGCAAUCGACCAAUAUUUGACUUUGCUUGACCGUGGCUUCUCGCAAAAUUCCACAUCGACUAUAUUGUGGUCCGAGAACUAUAAAAAUCCAUUCCACGUCGUACAGGUGCGACCUCGUUAACCGGCAAAUUCAACGAACUGGUUAUGUGUGUCUCCAAGUCGUAUUCUGAGAAAUAUUUUCGACAAGAAUAUUCGACUUUUAGGUAUUUUAUAUUAGUCAGGGGGAGUCCCAGGACGGACUUUUCCGUUCCUCGAAAUUCGUAAGGACUUGUUAUCCUUCCAGAAACGUGACGAACCGCACGAGUGCAAUUUUAAUGCCUUUUUCACGUGUACCAAAAGAGACAUAUCGUGGGAACAAUGGAGAUAAAUCAUAGACAUUUUGAAAACUCAGAAAUAUUGUAGAGAAGCCAAUUUUCUUUCUUAUCUCGAAUUUCCCAAAAUCUAGCCGCUUAUUUUCUCGCUCUCAUGCGGUUCGCAUCUCAACCCUACAAAUUCCUGCCAGUUUAGCCUUGACAAAGUUGAACGCCGACCCCCCCUUCCAGUAGAAUUAUCUCUAUCAUUACCAAUCGUCUUGCUACUGCGGUAGAAUGUAUUAGGUCAUAGAUAUAGAGAGAUAGAUAGAUUUAUUAUAAUAUACAUAUAUUAUGUACAUAUACGCGUGCGUAUAUGUGCGCGAGAUUUUCCCAUGAGGAAAUAUUCCAUUCCAGGCGAGGGCCUUUUCCAUGAAGCCCUGUGUUUCCUUUUUUUUCUAUUUUUUUUUUUUUCGUAGCUUUUCUUUCUUCCUUCGUUCCACGUGUUCACCGUUGCCUAUUUGCGUUACUGCCUCUCGCGACCUCGUGUUACGUUUUUUCGUUAAUUAUUCGUUAACGAGUACAACUGGUCGGAUAAGUCGAAUAACAAAAUGGCGACAUCGGUCGCAGUCCUUACGAGAGCGAUUCCGUUUCUCGUUGGACGUUUUCGUCUUCUUUGGAUUUUUCUUUUUUAAUCUCCGCCAGGGGGCAGCGCUUCGGAUCGCGCGUCUUGAUCCGCCAUUUUGUUUUUCUUUUUUUUCUUUUUCUUCGUUACUUUUUUUCUCUUUUGCUAGGGCGAACACUUCCGGCGAUGGUGGCCGCGACUUCCGGUAGCUGCCUUACUCUCGUCUUUGCUAUUCCUCGGUAUUUCUUCCCGACCUUGAUAUAUAUGUAUUUACUGACUAGUAUAGAGUGAUACUAUUUUUGAGAGAAAAAUCUACGCUCAAAGUAAGACUGCCAGGAAUUCGAACACUCCAGCCUUUUCCACGCGUGUCUCCCGGGAGACUUUUUUUUUUUCGUAUUUCAUAUAUAGAGAUUUAGGUAGAGAGAGGGCUCGCGUGUGCAGCCUACGCCGAUCGAGAUCGACGCGACUCGCAUAAUAGUCGUAUAUUUUCUAAUCGACCUUACAAUUAGUCACUACUUACGCGGCCGUAGAAGUAAUUCCCGCGUCCGCGAAUCCCUGCGAGCUUUCGAUUCGAGAUCUAGGAAUCGGAUUUGUAUUAAACGAGCCGUCGAUGGGAAACACCUCGACGCAAGAAUGGACGCCAUUUGCAAUCGGAAGACGCAUAGAGAAAAAUAUAUAUAUAUAUAUAUCGCGCCGGAUGAGGGAAACUACCGACCCUGCGUUGAUAAGGACUAUUCCAUUGAACCUGAGGAAUAUUUCUUUGAAUGGUGCCGAGGAAAUAAUUGUUUACUUAAAAGAAUCAUCAAUUAACUUAAAUAAUACUGGAAUAAAUUGGAUGCAACGUUUCUUCGGAUGACAAUUUAUUUCAGUCCGAGUAGGAUAAUUAUUCUUUGAAUUAGCAAGAUAUUUCUUUAACAUUGUUCAAUGAAAUAUCUCUUUGGUGAGAUGCAUAUAUUUUUUGUUUUUUCUCAGGGUGUUAAUGGACAGCCAGAAUAAUUUAAGGCAGGCCGCACACGAAGACGCUUGUAACGAGCAUGCGGAAUUUAUUUCGCUACGUAAUACACUCGGCAACAAAUUGCUCCGUUUACGUGGAUAUUAAUAGUUUUAUUACAUGCUUAUUGUAUGCGUUUUUCGGGUGCGACUUGAUUACGUAUCUGAGUUCCCGAUCUUACAAUACAUCGAGGGUGAUUUUUAUGGGAAUCAUUGUCAACGAAUAGUCGGAUUUAUGGAAAUUCGACGGGGAAGGAAUGCGUUGCGUUAUGAGGAAAAUGGACGGCGGUGUUCCUGUCCGAGUUGACGAGAAGUGCCUAAUUCCGUAAACGUAUCUCGGCGAGAUGUGCCGGAAUAGGUUAUGUCGUUCGGCCUAGACGCGGAAAUCCCCGAGAUUUUUUGGGGGAUUUUUCCCUCGGUUGGGAAAAAUUAUCGGAGUUGAUAUCGCGGAGUCAUGUUUUCUCCCUUUUUCUCCUUUUUGUUUUCUUUUUUUUUUCAUCGACGAGCGAGAGGGAGGAUGCGACUUUUCGUGGACAUGUUCUCCCGCGAUUUCGCGCUCUGACUGUUAGAACUGUACGAAAUGUGUACGCACAAUCUACGCAAGAUUUAGAUGUAAGGUCAACUAGGUUACGAGCCCCAAUCGAAUCGGUUAUUUCAACUGGAAUUUCAUUAUCUCGGACGCGCCGUCUCGGAUCAAUUUAUAUCAGACGGCUCUAAUGAUGUCCAUCGUGUAAUACGUAUGAAAGUAACAGCGUAAAUUCGUUAUGCAGCUUUCCUAUGAGAAGCCGCAGUUUCGGAAGCAAAGUCUUUAAAAGUAAUUCGACAAAUUUAGUCCUGUGAGUUUUCUUUACCGUGUACUUGUUGCAAUGAAAUUUCGGUAGAGGAGGAUUUUUCAUCUUUUAAGAGAUGUAUCCCAUUGUUCGUUUUUUUGAAGUGACCCGCUCGAUUGGAAUUGACGGAUAAAUGAGUGAUUCAGACCUUGACGGUAGGUUAGCGAUAAUCAAAUAUUGUAAGAGUUAUCGAGAGGAAGGGAACACGCAUCUUCCGUAGUAUGUUAAUAUGUAGAUGGUAGUAACUCGCUCUGUCGUCGCUUAUGUUUAUAUCCGGGAGGAGGUAUGGAAAUUUGCAAAACGAUCGUUCGUAGGUUUACGAAGUACGCGGUGCAACAAUUACUGCGGGGACAAUUACGUGUACGUUUUGUGAAGGUACACGUGUCCCUGUACGCCGAGGACGUUUAUUAUCCGAACUAAUGCAUUUAUCUCCCCCUCUUUGUUUUUCUUCUUCUUCUUAUUUUUUUUCUUUUUUUUAAUGAAAAUCAUGUUUAAUGCAGAGCGAUUUCACUUUCGGGGAAAGCCGGUGAAAUUGUCAUUCGAAAAACGGUGCGCGUACCGUUGCCGUUUUAUACGAAACUUUUUCCUCAUUUUAUACGGAACUACUUUCAGUGGUUAAUCCAUUGUGUGCCUAAUGAGAGUACAGUAAAGUGUAAUAUUUAAUGUAACUCGUAGCAGGGUAUGUAUGAUUCGAAUCGACUUCAGGUAUAACUGUAAUAAUAACGAAGCAGCUUCAAUGAUUAUGAGAAGUGGACAUGGUAAUUUCUUUCCCCGCCCCAUUUUCAGCUACGUGAAAAAGUAAAGUUGAGCUUUUCUUUCUUCUUCUGCGAAAAGUCCUCUAAAUUCGGAUUUUCAACAUAAAUAGUGUGUACUGUUAAAUUAUAACGAGUUGAAACCUCUGACAUCGAGUUAAUUCGGAUAAUAAACGUUUUUGGACGGCGUGCAAAAAUACGACUACAGAAUUUAUCAUUUUUAACACGAGAUCAUUAUAACAAGAACAAAAAUGCGCCGAUUGUGAGCGGCGUCCUUUGUCAAUUAUUUUUCUGGACUCCACUUUGCAUUCCGCCGGGUACAACUUAAUUUUUAAAGUUGUCCGUUGCUUUUCUUAAUGAGGCGAGAAUAAAUCAUGUUUUAUUAUAAACAUUAAAAAUGGCCGCUCGCUAAUUAAGUACUUCGCAAGCGAACGUGCCAACAUUAAAUGAAUUUUGGGUUGGCCUCCUCUGGUAUGUCUAAUGUUAGCAAUAAACGAGGACCAACGUUAUGUGGCAUGUUGCCGAUAUUGUAAUUAAUCGAGGAUAAGUUACAGGAACGCCGAGGAAACUGACAAUUAUUUUCAUCUAGGGAGAAAAUCUCGCCAAGAAGAUUCGGGAGGCACUGCUUGAGCUUUUGUCGCUUUCUUAAGUACCGACCGUGAUGGAACUCCCAAGGGAUGUCGCACAUUCCACGUGUCGUUUUUAGAAAAAUGUACAGCUAGGAGGAGAAUUCGAGGCGAGGAGAGCUCGCUGUAUGGGAAGGAAAAUAUAAAAAUAAAGAGUAUACAUGGAA